AUGUCUGAACGGACCUUCAGUGUACCUAUGACGGAAAGCCUUCUGGAAGGGCUCACAAAGCUCGCAGAACCUACAGGCGAAGCAGAUAUCUUUAACAUUCCACCUCCAUCGGAGCCAAUUCAUCCUCAUUUUUCCAAACCACAGAUCGAAGAUGCGGAGGACGAAAGCGAAGAAAGCUUCAAGGAGAGACUAACCGAGUGUUUCAAACAGAUGAUGUUUGUCUCUGGAGAGACUGCCGAACCCAGUGCAGAGACUACCGGCAUGAUAGAGGAACUCGUAAAACAACAGGUCAUUGAGAUGCUAACUCAAGCCACGGCAUUGGCUAAUCGUCGAGGCGUUCGCUCAAUCUCUGUCGCUGAUCUCAUAUUCCUAAUUCGCCAUGACAAGGCAAAGGUCUCCCGACUACGCACAUUUCUCUCUUGGAAAGAUGUACGAAAGAACGUGAAAGACUCUGACGACAAAGGAGGAGCCGAUGCCGGCGACGCCGCAGAUUUUGGUGAUGAUGCCGUCGGCUUACCCGGCGCUGGAGGACCAAUGGAAACCAAAAAAGCGCCCAACAAAAAGGCCAAGCUUCUCCUCCCAUGGGAAGUGCAUUCCUAUUUCUCGGAACAAGUACCCGAACGAGAAGACGAAGAGGAUGAAGAUGAAGAAGAGCAAAACGAGGCCUCUCUCGCCCGCCUCGCCAGCGCGGAUGAACGCACCCGAAAUAUGACCCGGGAAGAAUACGUCUUCUUCUCCGACUGCCGCCAGGCCUCAUUUACCUUCCGCAAAGCCAAGCGUUUCCGGGAGUGGGCCGGCUUCGGCAUCGUCACAGACAGUAGACCUAACGACGACGUGAUCGAUAUCCUCGGCUUUCUGACCUUUGAGAUUGUGCAGAUGCUCACCGAAGAGGCGUUGAAGGUCAAAGCGGCGGAGGAUCUGCACAAUCAGCGCACAUCGAAUACCGCGGGGGAUUCAAAGAAGCGGAAGAGAGAGAUGGGAUCGUUAUUUGAGAUGCCGGAAGAGGGAAGGACGCCAGUGGAGCCGAAGCAUGUGAGGGAGGCGUUCCGGCGGUUGCAGGCUAUACCCAAUAAAUACAAGUUUAUGAGGCAGGGUUAUGCAGGGAUCAGAACUCCUCUUCGUCUGAUAUGA
This is a messenger RNA of Endocarpon pusillum Z07020, 1131 nucleotides long. RefSeq lists its product as uncharacterized. Gene Ontology annotation, cellular component: SAGA complex. The record is from RefSeq and is a predicted model, not a curated record. The transcript has 3 exons. Bases 1 to 1131 code for a protein of 376 amino acids. Gene Ontology annotation, molecular function: protein heterodimerization activity; transcription coregulator activity. NCBI's taxonomy places the organism in Eukaryota, Fungi, Ascomycota, Eurotiomycetes, Verrucariales, Verrucariaceae. Gene Ontology annotation, biological process: transcription by RNA polymerase II.